GAUUCAAAAGAGAGUGUUCCAGAAUUUUUAAAAAAGACGGGAUUUUUGGUCGACCCCCUUCCGCUGUCUAUCAAACCAAAUGGAGAAUUUCUUAUGUAUGAAACGAUAGUUAUUUCGUUGGUUCAUAAGAGUAAACAAAUUCUUAAUAAAGAAGACGUAAAACAAAGAAUAAUUCGCGCUCGAGAGAACAAUAAUUGUGAUCCGCUUCUUAUUGAAAAUAUUUUAUCAUCUAGGCGUCGUAGAGAAUUAAGAACUCUAAUUUGUUUCAAUUCACACAAAUGGAAUGGCUGUGGAUGCAAAUUCUCUAGUUUCCAACAAAAAUAAAGUUUGGGAAGAAAGCAACCCUGGGCCUAAGGAUCAAAAUAAAUUAAUUGAAUUUUUUCUUUGGCCUAAUUAUCGAUUGGAAGAUUUAGCUUGUAUGAAUCGUUAUUGGUUUUAUACUAAUAAUGGGAGUCGUUUCAGU
Cuscuta europaea is the source of this 463-nucleotide messenger RNA. NCBI's taxonomy places the organism in Eukaryota, Viridiplantae, Streptophyta, Magnoliopsida, Solanales, Convolvulaceae. The record is from the annotation of a GenBank genome assembly.